Molecule: messenger RNA, 990 nt
Organism: Symbiodinium necroappetens
Lineage: Eukaryota; Dinophyceae; Suessiales; Symbiodiniaceae
Source: the annotation of a GenBank genome assembly
AUGGAGAAGCACUUCUCCGUUGUCUGUCUGGCCCUGGCUUUGGUUUGGAAGCUGGCAAGUGCCGAGUCGUGCUCCAAUGCAGUCACCGACGAGGAGGUGCUUCCAGAGGCAUCCUUCCUACAGGUGAACCAGAACAUCACGCAGACGAGUUACCUCCAGUUGAACCAGAGUCUGACCAGGCCACAAGCAGCUGAGCUGCAUGCACUACGUCCUGCAGAUCCCAGCGAGGUCAUGUCCCUCGCGUUCAUGGAGAGCUAUGUGCGCUCAGAGAGGUCAAUGAGCUUUGGCAGCGUCUUCCUGGACAUAGCUAUCAUUGUCUUGGUGGUCUUCCUCAUCUUCACGUGUUGCAAUGCAAUCUUCAAACCAUCGCCAACGCGAGCCCAAAGCGAUCCCUUCCUGGUCGAAAAAUCCGGUGCGGCCGCUGAACUUCUAACUUCCAGGGCAGUGCCGCUUCCUGUGCUUUGUAGCGAAUUCGUGAUGAGCAGUGAGGCCCGUUUUACGAUUGACAUGGCCCACAUCACAAAUGCCGUGCAGUCCUUCCCGAUCAAUCUUCCAACCGGGAAGAAGAUUCUCGAGGCCACCGUACAACAGGGUGGCAUUAUUUCCAUCACGGAUGUGCAGCAGACGAAUCAUAUGAUGCUCCGAGCCAGUGCGGCGGGAGGACGAAAACUCUUGACGAUCAUGGACGGAAGUGGUGCGUAUUUUGGCAAAGUCUCUGUCGAACCGGAGGGGAUCGGUGUGAUCCUGCACCACAAGCAGAGUCCAUGUUGCCAAAUCAAGACCACCGACCUCUCUAGCUUCUGCAUGGAGUUCUCGACGCUGGCUGACAGGCGCUCGGUGAUCGCGAGGAGCAUCAAAAGGGAGGACAAGCGGGGUGGUGAAGAGCUCCGCAUCCAGGUCUCACCGCAGCAUGACGCAGUCCUUAUGCUUGGUUGUGUCUUGGGCAUCAUUCUGCUCGAGCCCGAGAUGAUGAAGAUGGCCAUAGCAUGA